AUGAGCAUCUUUAGCUUUUUCGGGAAGGAUGCGAAGGAAGAAGACGAAGACAGCGAGUGGGCAAGCUCCUCAGCGGAAAGUGAUUUCAUCCCAGAAGAAUCUUCUGAAAGCGCGAGCAGUCAGGACGACAGAAGCUCUAGUUUACACUCAACCAGAGGAAAGAAAAGGCAAAAGAAGGUUGUCAGGAAGAAGAGCACGGAAAAAGAGCCAGAUGACGCCGACGAUGACCUUUUCCUGAAAAGAAUUCGGUUUGAUUUGAAAUGCCAUGAGUUUUGCAGGUACCAGAAAACAGGUGUGAGAUGGUUGUGUGAGCUGCAUGAGCAGUGCGUUGGCGGAAUUCUGGCUGAUGAAAUGGGCCUGGGCAAGACAAUUCAAGUGAUCACUUUUCUGAAGGCACUUGCAUUCUCACGCUUGUAUAACCGUGGAUUUAGGUUUACGGGACUUGGCCCAGUUUUGAUCAUAUGUCCAACAACACUUUUGCAUCAGUGGCUCAGAGAAUUUCACCGGUGGUUCGCUGUCUGUCGUGUUGCAGUCUUGCAUAGCAGUGGUACAUUUCGUGGCCAGAACGUCCAUUUAAUUCGGAAAAUGACCGCACCACGAAGUGAUGGCAGUGUUCUGUUGACGUCCUAUGGAACAUUUCAAAGAAACUAUAAGCAACUGGUUGAUAAGUCAUGGCAUUAUGUUAUCCUUGAUGAAGGACAUAAAAUUCGGAACCCCGAGGCACAGAUAACGAUUGCUAUAAAACAGGUGUGCACUCCUCACCGACUCAUCCUCAGUGGUUCGCCGUUACAAAAUUCUCUAAAAGAAUUAUGGUUAGCGUAG
Molecule: messenger RNA, 822 nt
Organism: Gongylonema pulchrum
Lineage: Eukaryota; Metazoa; Nematoda; Chromadorea; Rhabditida; Gongylonematidae
Source: the annotation of a GenBank genome assembly